UAGUUUAAAGGGCUAGAGAGAUUCACUUAUUUGCAACGAACCAGGCAACAGUGAUCUGUAAACUAUAGUUCUCAAGUGGCGUGAGGUUUAUGAUAUAUUCUGAACAUUAGUCAGGGUAAAAAGGAAAAGGAUCUAAUUUAGACUACUACAGCGGUAGUUCCAUGAAUUCCACUCGGUAUAUCAAUAGGAGACAAAACAAUAUUCUUCCUGUGCUAGCUGUAAAGAAUAUUCAGUCAGGAUGACAGUUGCACCGAGAGCAGAGUCAACUAUUGUUGAUGCCAAUAACCCCACUCCUGAUCCGUUCGUAGCAUAUAGGCGACAGGAUACACCGUAUACAGUUCUUGAGGUUAUGAAGACCACACUGACUUCCCUGUCCCUGUUUCCCGUACGGCUGGGGAUCUUCAGUUUUGUAGCGGUGACAUCAUGCCUCGCCGCGACCAUUCUAACUGCAGGGGUGGACCCAGGUAAUCCUAUGGCUGAGCCGUUAAGUCCAAUCCGCCGUCGAUUGAUGCGGUUUGUGUGUUGGUAUGCGGGCGCAGGCGGUUGCUUGGCCUUUGGAAUCUAUGUGAACACUACCAAAACCGUGAAACUCGAUCUACCGCCGUUGGUAAUUUUCCCCGAGGGCACUACUACCAAUGGCGUGGAGAUGGUAAGCUUUCGCACGGGUGUGUUCCGGUGCAAGGCGCCAGUCACGCCCGUGUGUCUUCGCUAUCCCAACAAGCACUACAGCUUGUCCUGGGAAACGGUCCCAAUCACUACACACGUAUGGCGACUCAUGACCCAAUUUGUCAACUUCGUAGAGGUCAUCCCUCUGGAUGAAUACAAACCAUCGCAAGAAGAGUUGGCUGACGCGUAUCUGUAUGCGGAUAAUGUGCAGAAGAUGAUGGCUGAGGUCAUGGAGUGCGGCUACUCAACAACUACCACUCGCGAACACAAAGUAGCUUACCACGACAGUAUACUUGGGAAUCUAACGUAUGACCAGGCACUGGCGAGGUGAGUGUUAGUGGAUAGCAUACUUAUACUUGCAUAUCUAUCUGCAUUGUCCUAUAUGUAUAUAUAUAUAUAUAAAUAUAUAUAUAUGUGUGUGUAAAGUUGAUCAAUGUCAGUAUGCGUGCGCU
Messenger RNA from Sphaeroforma arctica JP610, 1118 nucleotides. RefSeq lists its product as hypothetical. Lineage: Eukaryota; Ichthyosporea; Ichthyophonida. Gene Ontology annotation, molecular function: acyltransferase activity. The coding region runs from base 239 to 997 and encodes 252 amino acids. The record is from RefSeq and is a predicted model, not a curated record. The transcript has 6 exons.